CACGACAGACGCCAUUUUGCCUAAACCAGACCGCGGUUGCAACGGAGUGUACCACUCUUAACCCAAAACCCAUUUUUUUCCCUUACAAGAACCUGGUAAUUUACGCUAUUUCUACCUAUUAUGUUUGGUAGUUGUACAUGUUGAUGCCAUAUACUGGAUGUGGGUGCCACUGUUUUAGUUAAUAUAACCAAAGUAAAGGUGGUCAGAAAUUGUGUAAGUACUAGGCCUCUGUUUCCGAGCACCGACAAAAAUGGUUUAUACCUCCUAACAUUUAAAUUUCUUCUUUAAUAUUCUUUGUUGUGUUAGUCAUAAACAGUAGUGGCUGCCAAGCAGUAAUUUAAUAAAAAUAUGUGCUGACUUGGUUAUCCUUCGACUACAGUAGUGACUUUUAAACGGCGCCAAGGUUCGUUUAUGUGUUUUUUGUUUUGUUUUUUGUUGCAACAUACACGUCGCCAUUAAAGUCUGCGUCUGGAAAUAACCAAACAAGUAGGUAAGAAUCGCCCCUUGACAAUUGCUGUUAAUGGGUUUUCAGUGGCUUCUCAUUUCUGAAACAGCUAUGUGUUACGUAAAUGUGAAUUUGACAGGUUAUCACCGAGGCUAUCCAACUACUAACCAGUAUUCAAUGUGAAUUGUUUGCAUGUUGACAUAUUCUGAAUUUGUACACUUAAUUUCGAUGUCAUUCAAGGUUGAAGCUAAGCUCUUCUUUCAGUGUACUUUUAUAGCUACAUUUGGGGUUACUCUCAUUAAAAGUGUAAUCAUGUCUCGAUAAUAAAAUAAUAAUUGAAGUGUGGGGAUGUAACAAAAGUUACAUGUUUUCAUCAUGUUGUGCCUUAUAUGUAUUAUAAUGAAUUUGUCCAAUAACGACCCUUUUCAGUCCCAUGGGGAGUGUUUUUUUAUUGAUUUUUGUAGGUUUAAAUCCAUCCUCUGGCCCUUUGCUGGGAUCCCUGGAUACGGCUAGCAUACCUGUCUUUGAGAAUACAUGGGCAGAAGACAUGUUUUUCCAGUCAGCUUUGGGUGUGACCAUCACCCAUUUUGUCACGCCAUUUUCCCUCAAUCAUCAGUCAAAGUAUCAAAAUUUCACCCUGACCCAAGAAGAGUUGUUUUUUCCACCCACCAGUCUACACUUGUGCCCUUUUUGCAACCUGAGUUUUAACCUUUUUUUGUCCACCCCCAAACUACAAGUGCCCCUUUUGCUUAAAGUUAUGCCAAUCAUUAAAAAAAAAAGUAAAUAAAUAACGAAAAAGGACUUGAAUCCACCAUCGGUAAUGUUAAGCAGUCUGGCAGAGAUAAGUGCUCUGGGCGACCCACCCUCCCAUUUCCCUCUUAUCUCAUGGAUCAAGUGUUCCUCCAGGACUUCAUAUUGAAACAAGGACACCCCGUCAACCUGCAAAAGAGGAAGAAAGUAUACAGCUGUAGCCACCUCAGGGUGUCCUGUUGGCCAAGAAGACAACCAGGGGCUGGGUCCGACGGUCGUAAUCUAAUUGACACCAAUCAAACUCAGACCAGCCUCGCUAUGACUAACCAUGGAGAUGACUGCUACUUCUUUUACUAUUCGACCUGCACUAAAGGAGACAGCUGCCCUUUCAGGCACUGUGAAGCAGCGAUGGGCAACGAGACUGUCUGCAAUCUCUGGCAGGAGGGACGUUGCUUCCGAAAUGUCUGCAAAUUUCGCCACAUGGAGAUCACAAAAAAACGGAAGGAAAUACCAUGUUACUGGGAGAAGCAUCCAGCCGGCUGUCAGAAACCACACUGUGCCUUUUUCCAUGAAAAGCCGCGCUAUGUCGUCGGCGUGGUUAUCCCGCCAGACAUAGGUCACAGUGAGACUGAGGAACAACCGCAUGAAGAGCCACCCCCCCUGCCGGCCACACCUCUCCCCACUGCGGCUAACCUGCAGCUGAGAGGUGUCAUAAAAACAGAAAGCCAGGAACCAGUGCCGAGCCCUACUCAUCCACCGGUGGUGAUUAACCCAGCAGAUGACGACGAGGAUGAAGAUGACCAGUUCUCAGAGGAGGGAGACGGUGUCCCAUCCCCACGGAAGCGACCCAAGUCUGCAGAUGAUUCGCACAAAUUUGGAGUGAGCACCCUGGAGGAGAUCCGACUGAGAAGGGCCCUAAAAGCGAGCAUGAAUCGGGCUGCUGUUCCCGCUGAGAGUGCUGAUAUUUCUGUCAAUUCUGCAGAUGAUUCGCACAACUUUGGAGUGAGCAGCCUGGAGGAGAUCCGACUGAGAAGGGCCCUAAAAGCGAGCAUGAAUCGAACUGCUGUUCCUGCUGAGAGUGCUGAUGUGUCUGUCAAUGGCGAGAAGGAGAACACCCAGGCUUUCCAGACAACCUUUAACACGUCAGAUGACGCCAAGCUUGUUAUGGAAGAAUCCUUGAGACCAAGAGGCAAUGUGGCUGACAGACUUGGGAGACUGAGGCCCUGUGUGAAAAGUGGAGGUCCUCUGAAAUACAGUCUAGCAAUGCGUUUGGGUCGGUUUGUGAACGAAGAAGAGGCGCACGUACCCCCUCAAAAAGCUAUGCGGUCGAUUAAGGAAAGACUCACCUUGCCUGCUGGUCCUGUUGAAGGCAGUCAAGCAGAUGAGAGCAGCACACAAUCGCAGAGCACAACUCAGCAGAUUUGUAUCAAAACUCUGGAAGAGAUAAGACUAGAAAAGGCCGCAAAGUCUCAGAGCCAGAAAGAUUGUCCUCCUGUAAACACAGAAAUUACUGUAACAAAGACGGUCCCCAAACAAUCCUUCAAGGCUGCAAAAAGAAUGAUUUUUGUCAAAGAACAUACUAUUGACGACGGCAAAAACCUUUCUGAUGCCCUCCACUCUAAGAAAAGCAAAGCGGACCAGCAGAACCCCAAUAUAAAGAAGUUCAAGCAAACAGCUGAGAGAGCCCCAGGCAAAUGUCAGGAAGAGUCUGAUGCAGCGGAGCCGGUCUCCGGUGCCACAAAAGCAGGGGAGAUUAGGGUGAAGACCUUGGAGGAGAUACGCAGGGAGAAGGCAGCCCGACUUCAAGAAGAUCAAGUUAAGAGUUCCGAUGGGGAGGAGAAGAAGCACAGUUUGUUGCCAAACAACAAACUGGCUACUCAGAUUGAAGUCAAAGCAGACAAGAGUGUUGAUGUGAAUAAAACAAGCAAAGUUCAAGUUGCCCCGGAGACCCUUUCCAAGAAUAACGUCAAGGUCAAAACCUUUGAGGAGAUUAUGAGAGAAAAACAUCUCCGCAAGCAGGAAAUGGCAGAGCAGGCUUCCACCACCCAGCAGGCCAGCGCUCCCCCUGAAACGGAGCCCUCACCCAAACCAUCAGCGAGUACCUUAAAGAGGAAGAUUCUCACCAAAGUCUGUCAUUCACCACCACGGACUUCCCCUCUUGACGCUAAUGAUGUUCCACCCACCCAGAAUGUCCUUGUUCGCAAGCUGAAAACUGUCAAAUCCAAGGCGUUUCUAAACAACACAGCUGUGAUCUCAGUUCCGAUAAGUACCUCAACCCCUCAGAACGACGCUCACGCACCAAGUCACAGCGGUUCCAGCAACGUCCAAGAGAAAAACACAACUUCACCUUCCUCGGCCAAGCAGUUAACUCCAGAAAGACUCCAGAGUCCAACACCUGAUAAAACACACACCAAAGUGAGGCCUAAACUGAAUGUGAAGCCGUCUGUCAUGAAACCUGCACUGCAAGUGCAUGCCGGCAAGAAAAGGAAGGGAGCAGAGCGAUCUGCUGUGGCUGCAGUUAAACCUCUCAACAGUGCCUCCAUAGCGCUGGACCAACCACCGCAGCAGACAGCUAGUUUGCAGGUGUUGUCGAACUCCAUCGAAGAAGCUGAGCUGAGAUCUCCGGUCUCCUGUUGUCCCAGCACGCUGCAGUCCAGCUCCAGUGAGGAUCUCCAGAGCAUUCCUGGUGUUAAACACAGUCCGAGACAAGAACCUAAGCUGUCUACCACAGAGAGUCCACUUCCUCAAAGCUCUGUGCUGAAGACCACACCUCAAAGUAAAUCACGUCGCCAGAGUGUGGCAGGGUCACGCUACUCAACCUCAGCUGCAGACGACUUUGAGGAGCUGAUCAACGAAUUCACAGACGAUCACCUAGAAGGAGAUGUGGACCCCGGCAUUGGGGAGGACGAUCUACUGCAGGAACUGUCAGACAUGAUUGACAGCUGAGGGCUCUUGUCCGUCAAAGUAAAUGCCCUAUACCUCAGGGGUGUCCAAAGUGCGGCCCGUAGCUCUUUUUUUUUUUUUUUUUUUUUGGUUCUCGGCAUAUUGUGAAAAUAAAAUAAAUGGAUUAUUGAUAAGAUAUGUUAUUAGAUAUGACACUCAUUGGCAUUGUCACCUGUAACACAAAGCUAAGAUGUGGAUGUUUUGUUCAGAUAGCUUAGCAUAUUUGACAUACAUUGGAUUGCUUUUAGCGUCUUUAAAACACAAUGUAUCCAAAAAAAGAAGUUUUUAAUAUUUCCUGCCAUCUUAUCUUAAAGUUCUUCAGCAUUUUUUUGUUCCCGGUGAUAAGGAGCCUUUUGUCCUGCUUAUGGGAACAUUUUCUCAGGGCCCUGUUAAGAACUUUUAAAUGUUGGAUAAACGAGACGAACCCAAUAGGAAAGAAAAGAAAUGUGUGUACUGUGUAUGCAAUGAGAAAAGCAGCAGAAAAUGCUACACUUACUCCUGCUGCCCCUUUCUGCUUCUGCUUUUGCUUUUGUUUUCAAAUGUGAUAUUCAACCUUAGCUGCUCAGAUGACAUUAAAAUCCCUCACUGGCGCAAUGAUGUUAAAAAGACAGCAAAGGAAACAGUUGAAAUUGAGAGUGCAGAAUGUUUUCAUGAGCAUUGGCAGUAGUUUUAUUCAGUGGGUUUAAUGUAAAACCACUUGGAGGCAUUACUGAGAAAUAUUUCAACACUGCGGUCCCCCCACCCUCCUGCUUUAGUGUGAUGUACUGUGUCGUCUUAUGUGUGAACACUUUUCCACAAGCUCACUGUUCAAAGUGACCAAAGGACUGUAAAUAAAAAUGAUUUUACAUGUC
Dunckerocampus dactyliophorus (ringed pipefish) is the source of this 4989-nucleotide messenger RNA. RefSeq names its product zinc finger CCCH-type containing 11A (gene zc3h11a). The record is from RefSeq and is a predicted model, not a curated record. Gene Ontology annotation, molecular function: metal ion binding. The coding region runs from base 1331 to 4141 and encodes 936 amino acids. NCBI's taxonomy places the organism in Eukaryota, Metazoa, Chordata, Actinopteri, Syngnathiformes, Syngnathidae. The transcript is spliced from 17 exons.